AUGGAUUCUGAGGAACCAAGGAAGUUAAAGGAGGGGUUCCUAGUAAAGAAGGUGAGAAACCGUUACAUGGAGAAAUUCGAAAACCUAACAACUGCGUUGACGCCAAACAACGCUGAAACAACUUGGCACGGGAACUCGGGAAAUCACUGAAACUACGUACAGUGGCUGCAGACGCUACCGGAAAAAGGAAACAAUUCAUGAUCCUGGGCUUGAUAUUGAAUCGCCGGUUUGUGAUGUUUUUUUCUAUGAAGGAGUGUUUUUCUGGAUGAUUCUUGGGCAUUUACCAGUAGCCAGUUGUUACAGAUUAAUUUUUAACUUAGCUAGCGUCAGUUACUGAGGUACAGUCUCAGACAAAAAUAGUUGGGACACUUCCAUUUAACGCUGUUUCUUACCUUCUUGCUCGUCUCCUCUCCCUUCCAAUGUUGUUUGUCGCAGUUAACUCGUCAAAUCGUGUGCACAAACAUUGGCAGGGCCAGAAGACAGUAAAGUGUCCCAACAAUUUUGACGGAGACUGUAGUAAAUUAUGCAUUGAUUAAUAUGUGUAGAAGUAAUGUUGGUGUCAAUUUGUUCAUUGUGAUUAAUCGAUCAUAACUAAAUUUCCUUCCAGCAUAAAGGUUAUGUAAUGCCAAUUAAUACCUACUUACAUGUAAAUGCAAACUUUUUUCAGCCAAAGAUAAAACAAAUCAAUACAAGUGGUGUUUUGAUGGCAACUCUUUUACAAAUUUCCUGCUAAAGAGAAAUUUAUUUGGCAAGCAAUCACAUAAGAACUCUAUCUUAAGUGUACAUUCCUGGCUAAAAAUCCCUGAUGAAGUGAAUUAAAAGCUCACAUACAAUCUAGGCUAAAUUUCUAGCUACUGAGGACUAAAAGUCUGAGUCAGUCAGGUUUGCUUCCUUCUCCUGUGUACUAAGGAAAUCAGGUGCAGAAAGUGGCCAGUCAUUGAACCCAACAUGGGAUUAUACUCACAGAAAUUAUGUAGAAUCUUAACAAUAAUUAUGAUAAUAAUAAUAAUAAAAAAAGAGACUGUUGAACUUGAAUGCACGGCAAGUGAACAGAUAAGAAACAGAUUGGCUGAACAGCUGGAUGGCUAAAGGAAAUUUUUGAAUGGAUGAGGUGGAACAGCCGAAAAGAAAAUGUUUGAACAUAUGUAGCUGAACGGCUAAAGGAAACUUUUGGUUGGAUGAGGUCAAACGGCUGAAAAUUUCAUCACAUGCCCUUGGGUAGCUAAAAAUAGAAAAUUGACAAAAUAGUGCAGUUGGUUUCUUAGAGCCUUCUCAGGAAGGCCACUGAUAGAAGCUUUUUUCCCUUCUGAAAGGGUCAUGUGCGUCACAACUGGAAGACCAGAUGGUUCAUUUUAUACGAUGAGACACUGGUGUACUUUAAGAAGAAAAACCAGGUUUGUUGAUGUAAGAUUUAGUUGUAGAAAAAGUGUUUGGAAAGAUAAUUGAUAAAGAAAAUGCAAAGGAAAUUAAUGUUGAAUGAGUGUUUGGAAAUCAGAUGAAAAACUGCUCCUUUUUGCAUCCUUAAUUUCUCCUUCUAAAAUCAUUUUGUUUGAGAAGUGAUAUCAAGCAUUUGACACAGUGUUUCAUCACCAGAUGAAACACCUCACAGUUAAUCAAAAUACUCCACCGUGCGUCAUAUUUUCAACUCUCUGCUCAGUGUUUCAUCUGGUGAUGAAACGCUGCGUCCCAUGCUUGAUCUAUAUUCACAUCAUGCAUGUGUUUUUGACUGUGAAUUUGCCAAAAUGUGAAAAUGGCUUUGUAUUGUGUUACACCUACAGAUUAUGCAAGCAACUGGUGAGAUUCCUCUACAAGGUUGCUUUUUAGUGUCACCAUGUGCAGAAUACACCAAAAAGGAGGUAUUUUAUUAUUUCAUUUUAUGUUUCUUGUGUGGUCCGGUGUCCCAAGCUCAUGUUGCAAUGGUUAAAGGAAAUAUACUUUUGGUGACAUGGGUGAGUCCAUAUUGCAUUACAGGUGACAGUUAAGACAUUGUAUCAGACUCACCCAAAUCACCCACACUCGUAACAUGAGGUAAGGAUGCCUUUGGUGUGAUUACCAUGGGAACAAACAUGUUCAACUGCAGGUAUCUUUAGUUCGGUGCACCAAGGUCUUGAACCCUAAAUGAGUGAUAUGGGAAAGGGAAAUGGCAUAAUGUGUGCAAGGGAUUGGAAGUUUUUUCCAUUCUGUUCUCUAGCGUAGUGUACCAGCUACUUGCAACUUUAAGAGUGAUGCAACCCUUCAAGUUAAAGUUUUUGCUUGGUCACCAUUUGGCAACCAACUCUUUUGGUUUAGAGAGACUUUUUUACAAAUCAAGUCACCAGGUUGCCAUUUGGAAAAUGGUUUGGGCAUGCAUCUAUAAUCCAUAAUCCACUUACUGCAUAUCUUGCCCAUAAAGGAUGUUGAAUUUUGGUGCAGGCAUUUGAUUUGUAACUUACAUAUUUAAUAUGUAAUACAGUAAUCACUGUAUUGGUGAGUGGAAUAAAUCAUAAUUGGGAGAUGCAGACCAUGUGGAAAUGGAGGGUGGGGUGGCUGGCAUGGGGCUCUUUUUCUCUAUCCUUUCUCUAGCUCAAUAGGAUAAACACUUGACCACUACAUUAGGGGGGAGAAUGGGGCUUUCCAGGAUAGGAAAAUGGGGUUGGCUGUCAAAGGGUCAAAGGGUAAGACCAUAUGGCCAAUAAUUUUUCUUUUCUUUCUCAUUGGGUUUUGGUGUGUAAAAAUUCUAGGCUGUCUUCAGAAUAACAUCAAAGGAUAAUGUUGAAUAUUUAGUUCAAGCAGCAAAUGAUGAAGAGCGUGAGGAAUGGACCACAGCAAUUGCCAAUGCAAUCAGAAGAUUAGACAUCAAGUAUAAGGUAACAUGCUUAGCUAAAAAUGUUUGUAAUUCCCUCAGGUCCAGUUUGUCAUUUUUUAGUCUGGAUGGGGAAUUAAAAACUGACCCAACUGAAGUGCAGGGUUUGGUAAGAAUGUUAUUUUACAUGCUCGGUUACAGCAGAAGUGAAGUAUAGGUGAAUAAAUAGCACUGUGUGAAAGUAUUAUUGCCUAGUAGCCAGGGCUGUGCUUCAAGAAAAAUUGCAGGGAGCCCAAAGCUCUUAACCAGCAUGAAAUCCAGGUGUACCCAGUGAAUUCCUGAUCUCUCAAGGGCAAAAGUAAGUCGCUGUUGUAGCUAAUUUUUUAUCUCAGGUAAUUUUCCUUUUUCUUUUGUUUCAACUUCAUUAGCAUGCAUUAAUUACCAUACCCAAAAACCAAAACAAAAAACUACAACAUCGCCAUUGGCCAUCAUAUUCUGCAAGAGCAUAUUUGCUGAAUUACUUAGGCCGGGAAUCAUCCCAAGCCGUCCUAAUAAACUCUUUCCACACGACCUGAUUGAGCGUGGCACAGCAUAGCUUUCAUUUACACGUAAAUGGCCACUCAUGGUAAUUUUUCCAGUCAGAGAAUGAAAGUUAGAACUAAUAGUAACCUCAUUACUCAUUAACUGUAUUUUCCUUUAAGCAUACAAAGUCUGAAGUUCCUCACAGCAGAAGUACUUACUCAAGGCCAGCUUUGCAGUUUCCACCCACCCAAAUAAGGUGCUAUGAAAUAAUGUUUCCUGGUUGUUUGUGCCUGUGUCCCGAAAUAUCAUGCCAGUUUUGGCUUAUGUUAAGGUCACCAGAAGGAAAGCCUUGAUGGUGUCUGAUGCCUAAUUAUUUUAUCUUUAAGCUUUGAUAGAGUUGAUUGGUAAGGUGUACUUUCCUAUACGGCUAAGUGGAAGCUUCUUUUCUUUGCCAGCAAUCUAAAGUGUGAUUGCCACAAGAAGUCAGCGUCAUGAGUUUCAGAGCAGAAAAUCUGUAAAGCGAGCGAAAAUGCAAACAGCCAAGCAAAGGUUGUGAAUUCUUGUGAGUUUCCAAAGGCCAAAUUAAAUAGGGUUAAGGACUUUCUUGAAUAUCUCACGUUGCUCCACUUUGUAUUUUUUAACUUUAAAGUAAAGUUAUUUCGGUGAUUCAGUUGAUCAAUGUGGUUCUAUGCAUUUGAUUAUUUUUACUUAAUUGUUGUUGUUGACUUAUUAAAUAACAUUAUACUUAAAAAUUAAAUUUAUUUUAGAGAAAUAGUAGAAGCAAUGCAAGAUGUUGAUGCGGGAAUACCUCUUGAUACCCACAUGUGUUACAAAGAAAAUAAGGCGCACAAACUCUGUUUUACUGGUGAGAAUAUCGUGGAUAAUUACAUUCUUUAUUUAUUCUGAUUGGUUGGAAAACACUGUGCUCAGGAGUGGAAACUUACUUUUGCAGGAAUUCAAGUCAUUGACUGGUUACUAAGGUGGUCAUUUGUACACAACAGGGAUGCAGGAAGGGACUUGGCUUGUGUGUUACUAGAAGAUGCCCAUCUGCAACCUGUAGGACUAACAAGUACACUCUCAUUCAAGCAGAAAGCAGAGUUUGAAAAUGCUGCCACCUUUCUUGAUGACACAGAUGCCCUUUACAGAUUUGUAAGUAGUUUUUUGGAAGCACUGCUGUACUUCAAUAAUUUUUUCUGUGAUAAUAUAAAACAGAGUAACAUGAAUGUUCUUUUUUGCCAGUCUGCGCUUAGACAUAGCGCUCAGAAUGAACCUCUCGAGUUAGAGAUUUCUGAUGGUUCCAGUGAUUCAGAGGAUGAGAUCCCAAGAGAUCAGGUAUUACUGAAGAUGAGGAAGGGUCAUUUAGUGCUGGUUCCUUGAAAGAUGGUCAAGAUUCAUGUGAAGCUUAUAAAAUAUUGUUGAGCCUAUUUAUCCAGAGAUCCUAUUAUGAUGACACAAUUAAUGAUACUUUACAGUCUUUAGGAAAGGAACAUACAGGCGUGGAAUAAAGCAUUUUAAUGGUAGUGCCUUUCAGGAACUGGCCCUGAUAUUUUGGUACUAGACUUGAUUUGCUUUAAUUCUUGCUGGAGAGCAAGAGAUGCUCUAGGAAAAGACGAACAAAGAUAUUUACCAGUUUAAAUGAUGUAAACCUUUUGUUUGCCUUGUCUCAGUAUGUCCCUUGCUCUCCAGUAUGGCGUUUUUGUACCAUGUGAGUGACUAGCCACAAAAGGUCUCAGAGGUGACCAAAGUCAAAUGAGACAGAAAUUCCAAAUUUCAUUUUAUAAAAUGUUGAAAAACAAAUAUAUGUACCACUAAUCCAACUUUUAGCUUCAUUUUCAAUAAAUAUUGACUGUUAUCUUACACUUUGAAGUUACACCUGUAUUAAAGACUUACACCUUAUUAUUUAAACUCUUCUCUGAGUUUUAAACUGAAUUAAUAUGAGUUCUGGCCAGACUUUCAAUAUUUCACAUUUUACCUGACUUUUGACAUCAAAAUAUAAUUUAUAUUCAUUCCUUGUUUCAACCAGUGUGGGGCUAUCAAAGGGAAUGUUGUCAAGCAAGGGUUUCUUCAGAAAAAGGUAUGCAUACUUGUAGCCCACUUUAGACUGCAAAACAGUCCGUAUUUUUGCAUAUUCAAGUACGUGCGAGCAAUCAAACAAAAGGUCCGGAUCGCGCGCUUCACGCAAGUAAGACUAUACACAACUCCUAACUGAAUUCUUUACUGAUUUUGAGAAAAAAAACAACUUUUUUGCAGUCUAAGCCCAAAUUUUCAGUAUUAACAUUUCAUAUAUGGUCCAACCUCCCCCAAGCGACCACCCAAAAUGUGAAGAGUUAGUGGUUACCUAUGAGAGGUGGUCGCUUACGAGAGUUGAACUGUAGGAGGUCUUCUAUAUAUGAGAAAACGUCUGGACAAAUCUAAUUUUUGGAGAAAAUGUAUUACAAGCAUUUUUUUGCGGGUUCCAAUAACAAUAAAUGUAAAUCCAUGUUGUCUUUUAAAGUUUUUCUCAUAUUCUGAGUUGUAACCUGAGUAUCGGACCCUCCUUAGGGGAAAAGAAAGCCUGAUUCAGGUUAUCUGAGUGUCAUAAUACAGUGAACACAAAGAUCAGACCAUUGCAUGAGGUGGUCGCUUAAGGAGGCUAAAAGCAAUGGAUAAUUACAACCCCGUCCCCCUCUUAAAAAGUGGUCGCAGUCACUUGCGAGAGGUGGUCAUUUAAAAUAGGUUUCAACUAUAAGUCUGUGACUGGGAAAAUUUUGGUGUUUUGGAUAACCAAUAAGUGGUCGCUUAUGGGAGGUGGUUGCUUACAAUAGGUGGUAGCAAAUGGAGGUUUGACUAUAAUUUAUGUUGUCAGCUUAGAUUACUUUGUUUAUAUUGUCUUUCUUGCCUGGGAACAUACUUUUGGAUCUACUUUGCCAAGUGACAGAAAUCUUCCAUUCACUGAAAUCUUUGGGAAUUUCCUGGACAGUUAUGCUUAAAAUUAAUGCAAAUUCAAAACACUUUCAAAUAUCAUUUAUACUCAGCAAUGAUAGUCAUAAUAAUUUUUAUCAACAGGGUCAUGUCCGACACAACUGGAAAACAAGAAAAUUUAUCCUUUGUACUGAACCAACCAUGUUGUUCUACUGCCGACCGUCUAAGGUAAGAAGAGUCUCACCUCAGCCUCCACUGAUCAGCCAGUGUCAAUGUAAGAAUACUGUAAACUGCCUUUUAUAAGCCUUUGGCUUAUACAUCUUCAUAAGGUGUUUUUAGGAGGGUUUGUAAACACAGUUGCUUAUAGGCAAGAGGCCAAAAGAGAGUGUUUCGAAACAAGCCAUUCACCAUUUUGCACUUCUCCCAUAAUACACCUUUUUUGCCCCCCAAAAUUUUGCAUAGCCUUUGUUUCUCAUUUCUCCUGGGUAUAUGGAAAAAACCCAUUUUUUUAGAAAGCGCUUAGAUUAGAUUAGAGUAAUUAAGUUAUGUUUUUAACUGGCAAAUGACAUUUACUACAUUAAUAUUGUUAUUAUUUUAUGUCAAUUUCCAUUUUUUAAAAUUUUUUAUUUACCUGCUAUAAGAAGGAAAGAGUAACAUGCGAAUUCCUAUUUCACACCAAAACAUGUCAUUUUCCACCCUGGUUGUUAGACCUGGCAUUGGCAGAAAAUACAAUAAUAAUAAUAUUGUUAUCAUCAUUACUUAGAUUAGAAUGCCAACAAAAAGAUUUCUUGAAAUCAACGUCGAAUUUGCAUAUUACUCUUUCUUUCUUACUCAUUUAGAAAUCUAUCAACAAAUACAUUCAUACACUCCUGUAGUUCCUUCAACUGAACCAUGACCACUUCCAGACCAAAACAGACAAAGUCUAAAACCCUUUGGGCAUCACAUAUGUACAUGACUUAUAUAAGGCAGUAGAUCACCCCCGCGGCUGUAAUAUUCCAAAAUGAAUGACCCUUUCUACUAACAUUGAAAUGUUUCAAUGUUUUGCUUCUCUGUUACUGUAAACUGCCGCUUAUAACCUCCCAUCAUCCCCCCCCCCACUUAUAGGCCCUCCCUGUUACAGGUCCAGGAUCAGGAUUUGGAGAACCGGGUGGCACACCCCCACCAAGAAUUCCCAGGAGUACAUGUACCCACCCGGGUAUUACAGUGAUAGUGUGUUUUUAGUUCUCCGACAUAACCACCAGUUAUUCUCAUUCAUUCUCCACUCUGCAAUAUGUCCUCUCUUUUUUCGUAGGAGUCUACUCCGGUUGGUCAUAUAAAAUUACUCAACAGUGAAGUAAAGACUCUAAAAAGUGAUGAUGAUCUUGCUGGAGCCGAAUGGGAUCAAGGUAAUGAUUUUCAGCCAAUAAUUUUUUGUACCUGUUUACUGUAAUUGUUAUUAGGACUGUUUUUACCUGCCAACUUUUUCUGACUCAGAUGCGUAAGAUUUUCGUCUUAUUAUUACUGCAAUUUCCAUAAACGUUCCAGCGACUUCCGAACAUUUCAUAAGAUUUUCCGGAAGACUUUCGAACGUCCGAAGAUGUUUCGACGACCUUCGAGCACUUUUGAAGCCAUUUCAAAGGUAGCCUGAGUAUCAGGCGUUUCUGGGGGAAAAGGAGAAAGAUGGAAACCUUCAAAAAUCUCCUCUACCCUAUCCCCUUAGGAAGGCCUGAUACUCAGGCUAUUUCAAAGGCGAUAAUUUUAGCGUGUUGUGAUAAAGUUUGGACACAAAAGCACAAUAAAGCGAAAACUCUCCUUGAUUUUUGACAAACAUAGUAUAGUGCAGUCAAUUCUUGAAACCAGAAAUCAGAAAAUCUUUUGAAAUCAAGCCUGUCAUUUGUGUUACUUGAAGGUCUGAGAAAAAAUAAAUGGAAAUAAGGUCUUUGAAAGGAGGCCUUAAUUUAAGCAAAUUGGCCAGUUUUGUUUUUGUUCAAGCUUGUAAUUUAUUGCAUUAUCGCGAUCUAAAAUAAAUCCCAAUAAUUAUAAGGUGAUGGAGCUUGUGAGAUUUUUUCCUUGAUUUAUAAGUUUUUUCAGAUAGGGUUACCGUAAAAUUCAAAAUAAAAACCAUUGCCCCCAAGGAACAUAAAAACCCUCUGUUAAAUUGUGUGUAGCCUGUAAAACAAAGCUAACUCAUAUAUAUUUUGCAAAUUUUCCUCCAUAGAUUAGACAAGCCCUCCAAAAAAUAGCCCCUCAAAAGGGCCUUUGAAAAACAUGUUGGAUAAUCGACUACUGUGAAUGGUGGUUAAUUUUGUACAGGAAACAAGAAGCAGACAACUGGAUAUACCUUUCUUCUGCGUACAAGGAAAGGAAUAAAAUACAUUUUUCGAGCGGCAUCCGAGGAAGACAGGAUGGACUGGGUACAGGCUUUACAAUCUGUUUGUGAAAAUACCUAA
Molecule: messenger RNA, 8634 nt
Organism: Porites lobata
Lineage: Eukaryota; Metazoa; Cnidaria; Anthozoa; Scleractinia; Poritidae
Source: the annotation of a GenBank genome assembly